CAAAUCUCGAUUUUGUCAAACUGGCACUCACGCUGACAAGACUCAAAAGCAAAAAAAAAAUGGCGAGCCUUCUUGGUUUGCGCUCUAGACUACUUUUUAUUAGGCUUGGAUUUCCCAAUUCUCUCUCUUGCAGCUCAAGCCCUAGAAAUCUCCGCCGUACACGGCGAACUUUCCACCACCACCACCACCGUAAUCUUCGAACUCUAGCCAGACCGAUUUCGAAAAUGGAGCAGAGCACUGACUUAGCUAACGGUGGAGAAUCGAGCUCUGCUAGGGUUUCCACGAUGUCCAACGGCGGAGAUGCCGAUCACCGAAUCGGCCACUUCCUGCUGUCCCCCUCCUGCGCUCUCAAAAUCCAGAAGGGAGACAUCACUCGGUGGUUCGUCGACGGCUCUUCUGACGCCAUAGUCAAUCCAGCAAAUGAGCUGAUGCUUGGAGGUGGUGGUGCUGAUGGAGCCAUACACCGAGCUGCUGGCCCAGAACUCCGAGCAGCAUGCCAUAACGUACAAGAAGUCCGACCUGGAAUUCGUUGUCCCACUGGAGAAGCAAGGAUUACACCAGGUUUUAGAUUGCCUGCUUCUCAUGUAAUUCACACUGUUGGCCCCAUAUACGAUGUUGAUCCUAACCCUGAAGCCUCUUUAAGAAGUGCAUACAGAAACAGUUUACGUGUUGCCAAAGACAACAACAUUCAAUAUAUUGCAUUUCCUGCUAUAUCAUGUGGUGUUUUUGGGUAUCCUUUUGAUGAAGCUGCCAUGAUGGCUAUAUCAACUGUUAGGGAGUUUGCAAAUGACUUCCAGGAGGUGCACUUUGUUCUGUUUGCUGAUGAUAUAUACAAUGUUUGGUUGAACAAGGCAAAUGAAUUGCUGCACGAUUAGUGAGUACGGUUGCCUGACGAUCAGCAGACCCUAUUAUUUACUGGAGAAGCAGAAUGCAAAUGGUGGAAUGCAGAUAGUUAUAUUCCAAGUUGAGAAUGACAUUUGCAGAACUAUCAUAUGUGGAUCAGCAAGUUGUGGAUGGAAAAAUGGAUUAUUUUUAGUAUGUAGUUUUGCUACAUUUGGUUUGUUAGUAUCAUAUGUGCUGUGAAUAUUUAUGUGCUUGUGGCAUUACUAAUUUAGCACAACAAAGUUGCAUUGCUUGGACACAUAAUUUCACAUUUUUACUUGAGUUUUACAAAAUGA
Messenger RNA from Camellia sinensis, 1178 nucleotides. Its product is annotated as appr-1-p processing enzyme family protein. NCBI's taxonomy places the organism in Eukaryota, Viridiplantae, Streptophyta, Magnoliopsida, Ericales, Theaceae. The record is from RefSeq and is a predicted model, not a curated record.